Terrapene triunguis (Three-toed box turtle) is the source of this 1631-nucleotide messenger RNA. Its product is annotated as F-box/LRR-repeat protein 6. Gene Ontology annotation, molecular function: protein binding. The record is from RefSeq and is a predicted model, not a curated record. Gene Ontology annotation, cellular component: SCF ubiquitin ligase complex. Gene Ontology annotation, biological process: SCF-dependent proteasomal ubiquitin-dependent protein catabolic process. The annotation marks the transcript as partial. The transcript is spliced from 7 exons. NCBI's taxonomy places the organism in Eukaryota, Metazoa, Chordata, Testudines, Emydidae.
GAAACGGAGUUGCAGAGAGGUGUCACCUGGGGUCGAACAUCCCCAUCAGAGCCGGGAACAGAACACACAUCCGUCAUUUCGAGCGCUACGCCCUGUCCACGGGUGAACACUCGGAGGCUGGAACCAGUGAAUGAGAUUCAGCUUUUGUCCUUGGCCUGUGUUGGUUUUCACUUAGCUGCCGGGGUGCCUCAGUAGGAACAUGCGGCCAGGACCCGAACGCUCCUAGUAGGGAUUGUCACCUGUCUUUUGUGCCAGUAAUGUGCGGCUAGAUUGUCCCUGCCGAUUAGCCCAGCCGAUACGGGCUACUAUGGAAGAGCCCAGGGCAGCAGAGAACUUGGGAGAGGCUGGGGCUUCUUCAGAACCAUCCGGCACAGGGCAGAAUGCUUCCAAGAAGCAGAGCACCAAGGCAAGUGGGAGACCAGGGGAUGCCAGCAAGGCCUCUAAAAAGAAGAAGGCUUUCAAGGCCCCCAGGAGAGUGGCCCCGGACUACUUUGUUCAAGAGACGGACAAUGACAUGCUGCUGAUCAUUUCCAACAUAGGUGACAGGCAAGACCGCCCUCCCAGGAGAGUGGCAAAGAGAAAGCACCAAGCGCCAGCAAAGAAGCAGCGGCUGCAGCGCAUCCAAAAGACGGGUGUGGCAGGAGAGAGAAAGAAAGAGAAAGGAGGGGCUCUGGCUGCAAAGGAGUCUGUGCUUGGGGGCCAGGCUGAGGAAAGCGGGGCAGCUGCUGGGGCCUCCUGGGGAGAGCGCCUCCCAGUAGAAAUCCUGGUGCAGAUCUUCCAGUCUUUGGUGGCAUCUGAGGGGGCCGUGCCCUUGCUCUGCAGGGUGGCCCGUGUGUGCCGGCUGUGGUACGGGGCAGCCUCCAAUCCCGUGCUGUGGCAGAAGGUGUCAAUCGGCUUCUGCUGGGUGGAGCCUGGCGAGAAGCAGCCUCCCCAGACCGAGAAGAGAAUCCUCAGCACGAUGGAGUGGCUGGUCCUGAACAGGUUUUCACUUCUCCGGGACUUUGCUCUUUGUCACUGGAAGAGCCACGUGCCCGUUGUCCUGCAGGCCCUUGCGGAGUCCUGCCCCCUUCUCCUAUCCCUCAAGCUGACCUACUGCAAUGGAGUGACCACCAAGUCCCUGAGCACACUGGCCGAACGCUGCCCCCGGCUGGAAAGCUUAAACCUGCAGAAUUCCCAGGUUGACUCCUCAGCUGUGGUGAGCUUUCUGGAGGCCGCUGGCUCUCGGAUCCGGCAGCUCUGGCUGACGUACAGCAGCCAAACGAAUGCCAUCAUCGCCACGCUCUCGAGCGGUUGCUGCCUUGGGCUGCAGCUCCUGGAGGUGAACACGGAGAUCAGGCAGAGCAGCCAGCACCUCCAGCUCUCGGUAGAGCACCUGCAGGCAGCCUGCCAGCAGCUACAGGUGCUGCGUCUGCUCAAUAUGGUCUGGUCCCCGAAGCCAAGCCCUCGGUUCGUCCCCACCUCCUUGGGCUUCCCUCAGCUAGAGGAGCUGUGCCUGGCGUCCACCUCUUACUCCUUUAUCAGUGAUGGCGUCCUGCAGAAGAUCCUACAGGCCUCCACCAGGCUGCGGGUACUGGAUCUGCGUGGCUGCUUCCGCGUGACCCCCAAGGGGCUGCAGGAGCUGCCGUGCCCUG